Messenger RNA from Nematolebias whitei (Rio pearlfish), 2952 nucleotides. It is a transcript of the gene cnksr2a, whose product is annotated as connector enhancer of kinase suppressor of Ras 2a. Gene Ontology annotation, molecular function: protein binding. Lineage: Eukaryota; Metazoa; Chordata; Actinopteri; Cyprinodontiformes; Rivulidae. Gene Ontology annotation, biological process: regulation of signal transduction. The transcript has 24 exons. The record is from RefSeq and is a predicted model, not a curated record. Bases 100 to 2952 code for a protein of 950 amino acids. Gene Ontology annotation, cellular component: cytoplasm; membrane.
AGGGACCAGGGGAGGAGGUGCGCCCGCCCGGCGGAGCCUUCCGCACGUUUUGGGGGUAACGACGCAAGCUCAGCGGAGAGUCGGCGCAAAGUUUCCCCGAUGGCGCUGGUGAUGGAGCCGGUGAGCAAAUGGAGCUCGAGCCAGGUGGUGGACUGGAUGAAAGGUCUGGAUGACUGCUUGCAGCAGUACGUGAGUGUGUUUGAGCAUGCAGGUGUGUGCGGUGAGCGGCUGCUGAGGAUUAGCCACGCUGAGCUCGAGGAGCUGGGAGUUUCUCGCAUUGGCCACCAGGAGCUCAUUCUGGAGGCCGUGGACUUGCUUUGUGCUCUGAAUUCAGGUCUGGAGACAGAGAGUGUCAGGACUCUGGCUCACAAGCUUGGCGCCUCUGCCAAGAACUUACAGAACUUCAUUUCCAGCCGCCGCCGGAGCAGCCAAUUAGAAAGCAGGAGCUCACGACGACUCCCCAAUGAUCUGCUGACCUCCGUGGUUGACCUCAUCACCGCUGCCAAGAGCCUGCUGGCAUGGCUGGACAGGUCUCCUUUUGCUGCAGUGGCAGACUACUCAGUUAUCCGAAAUAAUGUCAUUCAGCUCUGCCUGGAGCUCACCACCAUUGUACAGCAGGACUGUACGGUUUUUGAGACGGAGAACAAAAUCCUUCAUGUGUGUAAGACUCUGUCAGAGGUAUGCGAGCACAUUGUGUGCGUGUCCUCGGACCCGUUGGUUUCCCAGUCUGCCCACCUUGAGCUGGUCCACCUCACCAACGUCAAAUCAUCUGAAGGCCUGGGGAUGUAUAUCAAGUCAACCUAUGAUGGUCUCCAUGUGAUCACAGGAACCACUGAAGGGUCUCCGGCAGACCGCUGUAAGAAGAUCCAUGCAGGGGAUGAAGUCAUUCAAGUUAAUCACCAGACUGUGGUGGGCUGGCAGUUGCGUAACCUGGUUGGCUCAUUGAGGGCCGAUAAAGGUGUAGUGUCCCUGACACUGAAGAAGCGUCCACAGAGCACGCUCAGCUCCACUCCCGCGCUACUGAAGAACAUGCGUUGGAAACCCCUGGCUCUGCAGUCAACUAGAAGUCCAGGCAGUGGCUCAGCCACGCCCUCAGGCACACCCACCAAGAGCUCCGCCCUCCAGGACCUCUACAUUCCCCCUCCACCCGCUGAGCCAUACACCCCCAGAGACGAGACAGGAGCCGUGUCUGGAGACGAAACGUCUCAUAACCACAGUGGCUUCAGUGCUGCCAAGCGCUCCGAGUCGCCAAACUCCUUCCUGGAUCAAGAGUCUCACCGGCGAGAAGAGGAGGAGCCUGCAUACUGCACCACGCCCACAUACGGCAGGCUGAGGCCCAUCUCCAUGCCUGUGGAGUGCAACUGGGUGGGCGACUACAAUGACCCAUCCAAGCUGAACAGGGAAAGCCGCAGAGAUGCCUCCAUGAUGCGCUACGUGGGACUGUCUGGCAGGGAUGAGAGGAUUGGGUCUGACGACUACUCCUCCCAAACAGCUCGUCCAGGCAAACGCUCCAACGACAUGGCCAAGCGGGCCAAGAGACGGAGCCACCACAGCCAAAGCCCCUCCCACUAUCUGUUUCAGACAAAUCAGAGAGAUUCACCUCCCAGAGACCAAACCUCCAUGUAUCAUACAUACCAGCAGCCAUCCUCUUUGCAAUCAAAGAGCAAGAAGAAAAAUAAAGGACGAAGUUUGGCCUCUCUGAGCCGGAGGCGAGUUUCCUGCAAGGCGCUGGGCAGAGGGGACUGUGAGGGCUGGUUGUGGAGAAAGAGGGAUGCAAAGGGUUACUUUUCUCAGAAAUGGAAGAAAUACUGGUUUGUGCUGAAAGACAACUGCUUGUACUGGUAUAUCAAUGAAGAGGAUGAGAAGGCAGAAGGUUUUGUCAGUCUUCCAGAGUUCAAGAUUGACCGUGCCAGUGAAUGUCGGAAGAAGUAUGCAUUCAAAGCAUGUCACCCCAAGGUCAAGAGUUUCUACUUUGCAGCAGAUGGAGUGGAUGACAUGAACAGGUGGCUGAGCCGCCUCAACAUGGCAGCAGUUGGCUAUGCAGAGCGGGAGAGGAUGCGCCAGGAGCAGGACUACUGGAGUGAGAGUGAACAUGAAGAUGACACCACCUCCAGCCCCAAGCAGGACAGCCCUCCACCUCCAUAUGAUACAUACCCUCGACCUCCAUCAAUGAGUGCCUACUUGGAAGGUCGGACAACUCGCCUGUCUUCCACAGAGACAUCUCGCUCGCGCUCUUCCCAGGAGGACUUCUUGUGUUCUGAGCCCCCAGCAGUGGCAGCAGAGCCACAGUACCAUCCAGGUCCUAUGGGGGUAGGCACCACGCACAGUGGGAGAAAACCAGGGGGUAGCAGCAGCAGUGACGUACAAUACAGAUGCGAUCCUGUGGAGUACCGCUCAAGUCCUGCAGGGGGCAGCAGUGAGACCGGGUCCCCUGGACGCUCUUCAUCUUCGCAAAGACGCUCCUGGCAGGACCUGAUUGAGACACCACUGACUGAGGCUGGACUGCAUUACCUGCAAACUGGACCACUUGAGGAUGCUGUGUUCGCCGAUCCGGGUCCAGGGGGUGGUUCGAUGAUGGCCGGAGCUGUUUACACUCUUCCUCCACAGAGAAACGUCCCGUUGCCAGUGGCGAUGCAGAGGCUGAUCCCUAUGGCAACUCAGGGAGGGAAACCCCGCAGCUUCACGCUGCCACGAGACAGCAACCUACACACACUCCUCAUGCCGCCCACGAAGGAAGAGCAACAAACACACAAUGGUGGGAGUGAAGGAGCAUCCCUGGGUGACCUGUUUCGAGCGUGUGAGCAGGGCGGAGUUUGUCCUCUAGGACGAGGUUCGGAGGCCAAAGGUCAAACUGAAUUCCGGCAGUCGUUCCUCCGACGGGCAGCAGACCCUCAGCUCAAUGAGCGCCUCCAUCGCCUACGCAUACUGACCUCCACACUGAAGAGGGUCUGA